GUUAGUUUCGUUUCAAGCGUCACUGAGAUCACAGAAGCAACAUGAAGUUCGCCGUUGUCGUAGUCCUGUUCGCUUUGGCCUGGGGAGUCAACAGCUCGGUGGUGCCUCUGCUGAGCUCCAUCCACGGAGGAGUGGUGGUUGGAGCCCCCGCCGUCGCCGGUUCGGUGGCCAUCCAGGCAUCUGCUGUUCCCGCUGCCGUUCCCGCUGCCGUCCCCCUGGCCCUCUCGCCGGCCGGACCCGUGCUCAUCCAGUCUGGACCCGCUGUUGUUGCCGCUCCAACGGUGAUUGCUGCCCAUGGUCCCGCCGUGGUGGCUGCCCCUGCUCCCGCCGUCGUGGCCGUCGCCGCUCCGGAGGCCAGCUAUGUGGCCAAGACCCGUGGAGCCGUCCACGUGGCCCCUCUGCCCGGGCAUGUGCAGUCCGCUGCCUCCGUGAACCUGGAACCCGCACCAGGCACCUGGUAA
Molecule: messenger RNA, 461 nt
Organism: Drosophila takahashii
Lineage: Eukaryota; Metazoa; Arthropoda; Insecta; Diptera; Drosophilidae
Product: adult cuticle protein 1
Source: RefSeq, a predicted model, not a curated record